GCCGCCGCCGUGAGGGUCCGCGCCCCGCAGUCGUGGAGCGGCCCCGCCGCGCGGCCUCCUGCCUCCGCCCAGGCUGGCGCCUGCCGCGUCCCGCCAGCGCGGUCCGCCCCGCCGCCCCGGGUCUGGCGUCCCGGCCGGGCUUUCGGGUCGACCGAGCGGGCGACCCAAAUGGCAGGCUGGGCUGCGGGGCGCGGCGGGGCGGCCCCGACGUUGGGGGACAGGCCCUGCUUCCUAGCAGCACUUCGGAUGACAGGCCUUGCCCUGAAGCCGGCUGGCUGUGUGUCCCGCCUGCGCCCCCACCCCCGGCCAUUGUCUGGUCGGAGGCACGCAGGGACGACUGUCGCCCAGCCCCACGCGGUUCAGACAGCGCGAGUGUGAGGCUCAGGGAAGGGACUGGCCCAGGGUCACUCACCGAGUCAGACUGGAGCCCGACGUCUAGGCGAGAACUUCGGGAUUACACUCUCAUGGAGGCACCCGGUGUUCUACAUUUACCGAAGAGAAAGGCUCCAGAGAGGGACAAGCAGACAGAGGACGAAAGCCCUUCGACACCUCCUCUGUCACCCCCACCAGCUGUGGAGAAGAACUCUUACCUGUACUCCACGGAGAUCACACUGUGGACGGUGGUGGCCGCCAUCCAGGCCUUGGAGAAGAAGGUGGACUCCUGCCUGGCCCGCUUGCUGACUCUGGAGGGGCGGGCGGGGACGGCCGAGAAGAAGCUGGCGGACUGCGAGAAGAAGGCUGUGGAGUUCGGGAACCAGCUGGAGGGCAAGUGGGCCGUGCUGGGGACCCUGCUGCAGGAGUACGGGCUGCUGCAGAGGCGGCUGGAGAACAUGGAGAACCUGCUGAGGAACCGAAAUUUCUGGAUCCUGCGCCUGCCCCCGGGCAGCAAGGGGGAGGCCCCCAAGGUGCCCGUGACCUUUGAUGACGUGGCCGUGUAUUUCUCUGAGCCAGAGUGGGGCAAGCUGGACGAGUGGCAGAAGGAGCUCUACAAGCACGUGAUGCGGGGCAACUAUGAGAUGCUGAUGUCCCUGGAUUAUGCCAUCUCCAAACCAGACAUCCUGACCCGGAUGGAGAGGGGAGAGGAGCCUUGUGCUGGAGGCCCGUGGGGCCAGGAGGAGGGAAGUAGGAGGGAGGCGGCCCAGCCAAGGAGGCCAAGCCCUGGCGUCCCUCCACAUCCAGAGCACAUCCUCGGCCCCGUCAGCCCUGCCCGGGAAGAACCAAAAGAAGAGCAGGUCCCCAGGCACCGGCAAGACUCCGAGACGAGAGUGACCGUACCCGGAGCAAGCACAGGGCCUCCAGCCGUGGUUAAACAGGAGCAAGAAUUUUCAGGUGGGGAGUCUCCAGCAUCCCCUCCCAGGGAGAGGCUGCCCGGCAUGGGGCCAGGCGGUGGCAGCGUGGUCAUCAAGACAGAAACCCAGUCCGAGGACGAGAUGAUACCCGAGCAGCUCUUCCUGGGCGAGUCCCACAGCCAGCCAGUGUGUAGGAUGGCCAAGGGGCCCAGGAGCAGAACCGAGGGCCCUGGCCGGCUGCGUGCGGCAGGGGUGCCACGGGUGCGGCCGGCGGACCCGCGGGCCCCUGGAGCCGUUGGGGAGCCGCCCCGCAUCCUCCCCCGCCGGCGAGAGCGGACCUUUCCCUGCCCUGACUGUGGGCAGAGUUUCCGCUUGAAGAUUAACCUGACCAUUCACCAGCGGACCCACGUGGAGGAGGAGCCCAGGGAGACUCCGGGGAGCUCGCCCCCUGGCUGGGGGGAGGCCCCCUCCACUCUGGAGCCGGGGGAGGUGGUGGUGCCCGGCCCAGUCAUCCGCUGGCUCCCCGAGGAGCCCGGAGGCCGCCGCUCCCUGGCUGGCCGCUCCCUCCUGGCGCGGCGGCCAGCGGCCGGCAAGGUGUACCACUGCAGCGAGUGCCUGCGCUUCUUCCAGCAGCGGAAGAGUCUGCUGCUGCACCAGCGCCUGCACACGGGCACCAGCCAGGGCUGGCCGGCAUGUCCCUACUGCGGCAAGGCCUUCCGCCGGCCCUCCGACCUCUUCCGCCACCAGCGCAUCCACACGGGCGAGCGGCCCUACCAGUGCCCCCAGUGCGGCCGCGCCUUCAACCGGAACCACCACCUGGCGGUCCACAUGCAGACUCACGCCCGAGGCCAGGCGGGCCCGCACUGCCCCACUUCCCCGGCCCUCCCCCGGAGCCCCCCGCGGCCCCAGCCCAGCCACAGCGAGGAGGGCUGAGCGGCCAGGAGCCUGCAGGGGUACCCUCCGGCUCUCCGGGGUCACCCCACAGCAGGACUCCUGUCCGCCUUCGGGCCUUUCCCCGGUGCCUGGCGCUGGUUCCUCGUUCUGGAAUAGCUUUGGAGAGAGCUUUUUUCAUUCAGAUGGGAAGCAGUGGCCUUUUUGGUGACAGUGAGUGUAUGACCAGAAGCCUCAAAUUCCUGUUUCCUAAGUUCAUCACUCUUUGCUGCCUUUUCUACAUUCCUGACUUAGAAAGGAUCCCUUCAGGCUUAGAGGAUGCCAACUUUUGGUGAGAGACUGUGGCAGGUAUCUGAGACCGGCACUGGAGAUAGUGGCCCUUCCAGUAGCAGGCGACAGAGACACGGGGGGGCCUGCCGUUCGUAAUGUACACAGAGGUCACAGCAGAGUGGACAUUUUGAAGAGUAGGUGCUGGAAAUUUGAGUUUUCCUACUGUGUUAUUUUGAAACCUUUUUUCCCCUUCCUUAUGGAGUUUUUCUAGUGUUUUUUUAAGGGUUACGUGUGGUUGCAAAGGGGACCAGGAGUCCUGAGGGGCAGGAAUUAUUCUGCUACCUCCUUGUGUGUAGGGAUGGUGGAGGGGCUGUCCAGAUCAGCCCAGGUAUUGGUGGGGGCUUGGCUGCUGCUCUGACAGCGGGUGCCUUCCUGGGUGUGCUUCUUUGGCCCAGAGUGCUUCCCAGUAUCCCAACAUCCAUGAUUGAUUUUGGUUAUUAGUUGAGAGGGGAAACUGAGGCCCGGAGUGGCGGACCCUUCCCCCAAGGUCUCAGUAUUAUGGGUAUGCACGCUCCAUGGACUUAGUGGGUGGGGGAGAUGCAGACCCAGCCCAGGAAGCUCCUCCUGGAGAGGAAGCUCCUGAUGUGGGUGAGGCUGGGAAGCCAGGCUGGACUCCUGGGCUGCCACGCCCUGAGCUGUCCUGUUAAAGGAGCGGUGUGUUCCAAGAACUCGGGGCUGGUAGCAGAGAUAGGCCAAGAGAUGGGGAUAGGUUUCUUUAACCACCUCCUGUGUCCUGUUCCUCACCUGUCAGAGGGGGUAAUGACCCCGGUGCAUCCUACCUCACCUUAGCGGUUUCAGGGUCACAAAAGAUUAAGAGGCAGUGGGGCAGAUAGGAAGCCUGGUUGUAUCCUCUUUUCAAGUUCAGGGCCCCCCCUUCUCUUCCAUGUUCUCCAGCUCUUUGUCCCUGUCAGAAUCCCUCAGGAAAGACCUUUAUUUUCUAGGGUGAGUGGAAGGUCUCGGGUGCAGAGCGAGGUGAGACUUUCCCAUUGGGCUAUAUCGACAAGGAGCCCUUUGUAUUUCAGUAUAACAAAUUCUUACCAAAGCAUGAGGUUCGGACCGUAGGAGUUCGGGCAAUAGCGUCAGGCCUCCUGGAGAAGUCUUGGUGGCAGCUAGCAUCUGUGCCUCUUCGGUCACACCACUUUGGGUGCUGCCUAGAGAGCAACCCUUGGUUUGGGCGAUUUGAAACUGGAGUACUGCGUCCUCAGCUAUUUUGAUUGUUGUCUUAUUGGCCUUGGCACUGUGGGAAGUGGCCAGCAUUCAGACCUACUUCCAGGCAUCUGGUCCCUGGCUGUGCCACUUCUUCUUGUCCCUCUGACCCUGUCCCCUCUCCCAAAGUCCUGAACAGAGUUGGGGGCAGUUGGGAACGUUGCCAUCAUCUCUGGGGCAAGAGUGAGUAUGCAAGCCGGUGAGAGCCCAGCCAAGCUCCCCUGGGCUUGGGAGGAAGGGCUUCCACCCUCCCCAGCUCUGCAUUCUGCUCGUUUCCUCUGGCAUCCCCAAUCCUCACCAGGGGCACCACAAGUCAGGGCUGGGCUGUCACCAAGUGUUCAGACAGGUUAUGGUGCAAAUGGAGCUGCUCUGAGCCUUCCUCUUCCCUGUAAGAGCUAGUCUCCGGUGUUCCCUGGGGAUGCCUCAAGGGUUGAAAGUCCUAGACCUUUCUAAGGCUAAAUGUCCUGUGUAAACACGGGUACUCUAGCAAUAGUACAAAACAGGGGUGAUCGCUGGACACAGGCCCUCUCAUUUCUAACAAAGCACUCAGGGUGCUGGUUCCUGGCUGGGCCUUGUGAGCUUGCCUGGCACUCGAUAGGUUUUCAGAGAACAUUCUUCACACCAAAAGGAGCCGAUGCAUGCAGCGUGGUGCGGGAGCAGAGUGGUGCUCCAGAAGCUGGCAGCUAGAAACCCGUUUGGCCUUGACUGGCUCCUAGCUCUGUGUCUUGGCUUCUUUGUUUGGAAACGAGGAGGGGGUGGGGUCCUGGUGCUAAAGGCCCUUAGGAACUGUGAGGGUAGCGGCCCUUUGCCUUCAUCGGUGCUCAAUAAAUACGUUGAAUUGA
Messenger RNA from Lutra lutra (Eurasian river otter), 4558 nucleotides. RefSeq names its product zinc finger protein 783 (gene ZNF783). Lineage: Eukaryota; Metazoa; Chordata; Mammalia; Carnivora; Mustelidae. Gene Ontology annotation, biological process: regulation of DNA-templated transcription. The coding region runs from base 465 to 2222 and encodes 585 amino acids. The transcript has 7 exons. The record is from RefSeq and is a predicted model, not a curated record.